Candoia aspera is the source of this 781-nucleotide messenger RNA. RefSeq names its product anaphase promoting complex subunit 15 (gene ANAPC15). Lineage: Eukaryota; Metazoa; Chordata; Lepidosauria; Squamata; Candoiidae. The record is from RefSeq and is a predicted model, not a curated record. Bases 54 to 419 code for a protein of 121 amino acids. The transcript has 4 exons. Gene Ontology annotation, biological process: regulation of mitotic cell cycle spindle assembly checkpoint. Gene Ontology annotation, cellular component: anaphase-promoting complex.
CACCCCCCUCCUCCUGCCUCUCAUCAGCCCCUCUCUCUGACCCCCAGGGAGCCAUGUCCACGCUCUUCCCUUCUCUGUUCCCGCGCAUCACCGAGGCUCUGUGGUUCAACCUGGACCGGCCUUGCGUGGAUGAGAACGAGCUGCAGCAGCAGGAGCAGCAGCACCAGGCCUGGCUGCAGAGCAUAGCUGAGAAAGACAAUAAUUUGGUCCCAAUUGGGAAACCUGCUUCGGAGACUUAUGAUGAGGAGGAAGAAGAGGACGAUGAGGACGACGAGGACAGCGAGGAGGACUCUGAAGACGAUGAGGACAUGCAUGACAUGGACGAGAUGAACGAUUAUAACGAGUCUCCUGAUGACGGCGAGAUCAACGAGGUGGACAUGGAAGGAGCUGAGCAAGACCAAGAUCAGUGGAUGAUCUAGAUGUUGGAGAAGCAGCAGCCGCAGCGGCAAAUUGCAGUCUGUGUACACAGGAGAGGCUCCUGAGCCCGGAUGCUUGCUGAGCAGACAAACAUGGGUGUUCCCCGCCUGCUGCGACUCCAUGCCAGAAGGGGGGACUGAAUACCUGCCACUGUCCAUACCAGCUGCCCCAGUGAGCUGGCCACCUGCGUUGCUCUGCUGAUCCGUUUUGAGGGAGCCGAGCAAUCAGCCAGAGGGGAAGACUUGGGUAUUAUGUCUGUCUCUGGCAGCAGUCCCAGUCCUGCUCCCUUAUUCCUCUUUCUGUCUGUCCAUGGGCUUCCUACUCUCAGUCAGAGCUAUUUGUAAAUAAAACUGUUUUUACUUGA